Molecule: messenger RNA, 5014 nt
Organism: Neogale vison (American mink)
Lineage: Eukaryota; Metazoa; Chordata; Mammalia; Carnivora; Mustelidae
Gene: INHBA
Product: inhibin subunit beta A
Exons: 3
Coding region: 289-1563 (424 amino acids)
Biological process (GO): BMP signaling pathway; SMAD protein signal transduction
Cellular component (GO): extracellular region
Molecular function (GO): growth factor activity; hormone activity; cytokine activity
Source: RefSeq, a predicted model, not a curated record
AGUAGUACAGUAUAAAACUUCAGAGUGCCAAAACCAUGAAGAGGAACUCCUCAGACAGCUCUUACCACAUGAUCCAAGAGUCUGCUGGUGGAAGAGAGAAGACCGGAAAGAGAAUUUGCUGAAGAGGAGAAGGUGAAAAAAUAAAAUAAAAUAAAAAAAAAGAAAGAAAGAAAGAAAGAGAGAAAGAAAAAACAACACAACACAACAACAACAACAAAACCUGUGCGCGAGGGGGGAGGAAAAGCAGGGCCUUUUAAAAAGGCAAUCACAACAACUUUUGCUGCCAGGAUGCCCUUGCUUUGGCUGCGAGGAUUUCUGUUGGCGAGUUGCUGGAUUAUAGUGAAGAGCUCCCCCACCCCGGGAUCCGAGGGGCACGGCGCGGCCCCCGACUGCCCGUCCUGCGCGCUGGCCGCCCUCCCAAAGGACGUGCCCAACUCUCAGCCGGAGAUGGUGGAGGCCGUCAAGAAGCACAUUCUGAACAUGCUGCACUUGAAGAAGAGACCCGAAGUCACGCAGCCGGUGCCCAAGGCGGCGCUUCUGAACGCCAUCCGAAAGCUCCAUGUGGGCAAAGUGGGGGAGAACGGGUACGUGGAGAUAGAGGAUGACAUCGGCAGGAGGGCAGAAAUGAAUGAACUCAUGGAGCAGACCUCGGAGAUCAUCACGUUCGCGGAAUCAGGCACAGCCAGGAAAACGCUGCACUUUGAGAUUUCCAAAGAAGGCAGUGACCUGUCCGUGGUGGAGCGAGCCGAAGUCUGGCUCUUCCUCAAAGUCCCCAAGGCCAACAGGACCAGGACCAAAGUCACCAUCCGGCUUUUGCAGAAGCACCCGCAGGGCAGCGCAGACGCAGGGGAGGACGCCGAGGAGAUGGGCUUCGCGGAGGAGAGGAACGAAGUGUUGAUAUCGGAAAAGGUGGUGGACGCACGCAAGAGCACCUGGCACAUCUUCCCGGUGUCCAGCAGCAUCCAGCGGUUGCUGGACCAGGGCAGGAGCUCCCUGGACGUUCGGAUUGCCUGCGAGCAGUGCCACGAGACGGGCGCCAGCCUGGUGCUCCUGGGCAAGAAGAAGAAGAAGGAGGAGGAGGGGGAGGGGAAGAAGAAGGACGGAGCAGACGGAGGGGCAGGGGGGGACGAGGACAAGGAGCAGUCCCACAGACCUUUCCUCAUGCUGCAGGCCCGCCAGUCGGAAGACCACCCCCACCGGCGGCGGCGGCGGGGCCUGGAGUGCGACGGCAAGGUCAACAUCUGCUGUAAGAAACAGUUCUUUGUCAGCUUCAAGGACAUCGGCUGGAACGACUGGAUCAUCGCUCCCUCCGGCUAUCACGCCAACUACUGCGAGGGCGAGUGCCCGAGCCACAUAGCGGGCACUUCGGGGUCCUCGCUCUCCUUCCACUCGACCGUCAUCAACCAUUACCGAAUGCGGGGGCACAGCCCGUUCGCCAACCUCAAGUCGUGCUGUGUGCCCACCAAGCUGAGACCCAUGUCCAUGCUGUACUAUGACGAUGGGCAGAACAUCAUCAAGAAGGACAUUCAGAACAUGAUAGUGGAGGAGUGCGGGUGCUCAUAGAGCGCCCGGCCCCGGGGGACGGGGAGUCAGAGCGGUCCAGAGAAGACAGUGGCGAGAUGAAGAAAUGUUUAAGGUUUCUGAGUUAAACAAGCAGAAAAAAAAAAAAAAAAAAAAAAAAAAAGAAAUUAAAAAAAAAAAUAAACUAAAAACAAAACCUGAAACAGAUGAAGGAAGAUGUGGAAAAAUUCCUUAGCCAGAGCUCAGAGAUGAAGCAGUGAACCAGAUGGGAAUUGGGAGGGAGAGGGAGAACAGCGCCCCCUUCAUUUCUUCUGAUAUCAAGGUGAUGACGUCAGUUGCUUACCCGGGAGUAUUGUCCCCUCCUUUUCAGUCCCCUUUUCAGUGUGAGCCUCGAAGUCGACUUGUCUAGUCUGCAAUAACGUGGGCAGGCACAACCCAAAUAGCAUCUAGAAAGCCAUGAGUUUGGAAGAGCCAGUUACCCAGGUUGUAAGGUAUGUCUGUGUGGCCCUCUCUCUGUGUAUAUCAGCCCGUGCAUACACGCACACAGACACACACACACACAAACACACACACACACAUCCACACACAGAGGCAUUUCCACACGACACGUGCAUACACGUACAGGCAAGGGAACAGUAGUAUGAGGUGGUCACACUUCUCUUUUCUGCACCAGUUUUGCGACAAAGCAAAACAAAACAAAAACCAACCUAAAAACAGAACAAAACGAAACAAAACAAACAUUUGAGACCAAGAAUGGGAAGAGAGCAAAAUCAAGGAACAAAGAAUACCAAGUUACAUUUCGUUAAGGUGCUUAUGAUCUUAGUACUAUGCAACCUAAUAGGUUUGAAACUGUUUACCUGAGAGAGAACAAAAUGAGAGACUUUUUUGUAUUGGAAGUAACCUGAUUAAUUUUUAUUUUCUUCAAGGAGAGAUACUUGAAAGGAAUAUGUUUGUCCAUCUGUUGGAUCCAAACAUUUCUAUAUUUUGUAAAUGUUGUUUUUUUUUUUAUCGUUUACUAUUUGCACUACAAUGGUGUUUGACCUGUCUAAUCCUUAUUUAACAAGUAUUUUCUUUGGGUGGGGGUUGGGGGGGUUAAGAGCUGCACUUAAUGUGAGCUAUAAGAGAACUGCUACAGCACACAAAAUAGCUAUUUUUAUUAUUAUAAUUAUAAUUAUUAUUAUUAUUUUGUACCUUAAAAAAUAGACACAUACACCAAAGACAUUUGUGUGAGCCUUUAAACAGUCUGUCUGUGGUUGGUAUCAUUCACCAUCAGUGAGUCAGGGGUUGGGAUUCAAGGCGGAGUAGGGUGGAUGGCGUUCAGGCUGGAGAGACCUGAGAAGUUUGGUUUUUUGACUCCUUUGACAUCCAUGAAACGGGACAUUUCAUACUGGAUGUACAGUAGUUGUACACUGUCGGCUAUCAUAGAAUACUACAUGCUUGUCCGUGUAUAUGUACAUGGCUUGUGCAUAUGCAUACCUGUGUGUAUAUAAACAUGGAUCGCAUCAUAUGCCCAUGCACAUUUUAAGCACGUCAGGCUGUCAUUUUGUAAUGUUCUUAAAGCAAUGAAUGUUUGUGUGCAAAACACAGUAUUUUUAAGAAGGAUAGGCUAUCGUUUUUGCUUUUCCUCUGAACUAGGUGGACACAUUUUCAAAAAUGUGGAUGGGAAGAAGCCUGGAAACUCCAGUGACUAUUUUCAGCAAGACCCUCUUUCAUUGUGCAGGGACCCAGCUCCCUCCUCUUUCUUGCCCCCCCAAUCCCCCCAGAUAUUUCCUGUGGGGAAAACAGGAAACUCAUGUUCUUCAAGGUUCUAGGCUGAUGUGUGUGUGUGUGUGUGUGUGUGUGUGUGUGUGUGUGACUUAUAUUUAUUAUCUAUUGGAAUCAAUCUUAAAUCAGAAAGCUUUUUCAGAAAGAAAAAAAAUUCAUCUUUAGGCCAAAAUAAGAGUUGGGUACUUUUUCGGGGGGAGAGGGGGGUGAUUUAGGCCUAAUUGUGAGAAAUAUGACUUGCUGGGCUAAAUAAUAUUGCUGUCACUAAUUAAAAGAUAAAUAACUUGGGGGAAAAGUCUUAAGAGAUUAGGAAUAAGAAAGAGAACUGCAGGGUGGCAUCAGUGGUAAAAAUCCCUAAUAUUUUAAUUUACAGCCAAAACUCUUGGUAUAUAAGUUUGUAUGUAUUGACUCAGAUGCAAAAAAGAAAAAAAAAAAAACUUUGUUUUAUAAAUAUCAAAGUACAUGCUUAAAGCUAAAUUUCUACUAAUUUAUUCCACAGUAUUUAGCUUGCCUAGAAUAGCUAAUAAGUUAUUCAUUUAUAUGCUUUUAAAAAUACAGAGCCUUAUUUUUACUGACUUGUUUGAAGUUUGCAAAAACUGAAAAAAAUACUAAUAAUUUGGAAAAAUUGCAUCCGUUAGUAUUUUGUAAAAUAAUGAAGCUUUCAGAAAGUCAAUGUCAAUUCAUAGAUUUUUUUUUAAAUUAACUGUAGAAAAAUAAAAUAGUGAGAAACCAAACAUUACUAAAAGGUGGUUUAACUCUUCUUGAGAUAGUCAUACUAAAUUGGUGUACUAGAACACUAGGCUGUAUGUAGGCAAAUCAUUAACGUUGUUCCUGGGUAGAUAUACUUAUUACAUCUUGAGGUCCCCCCUUUCUUAUGCAGAAAUAGAACAUGUACACCAUGGGAGUGGACUCUAAAUGUAAGAGGGAGUAAGUUGGUACUUGCUUCCUCACUCUUAACCAUUGACCAGGAAAUCAUUCAGGGCGAGGAAAGUGGGCAUGGUGAGGGAAGUUUCAAAUUUGCAUGAAAACUUAGAAGGCCUUUUGGACUGCUGCUUAUUUGGUAGUGGCACUAAUAAUGGAAUCCAUGAAAAUAGUUUGGGGAACCAAGUCCUAGUUCACAGUGCACUAGCAGGAAUGUCCAAGUCAGUGGGAAAAGCUGGAUGCUUGAAAGAUAGCUGAUACUUGUUUGUGGCUCCCAUUCAUCUCAAGUGUGUGUGCCAUCUUGUUUAAGCCCUUUAAAAGAGUGCUCAACACAGGGGGCAUAAGAUGGAGUUUGAUUAGUGGCUAUAAUAAUUGGUAGCAGAGCAAAACAAAAUUCCAUAUGACAAUAUUUUAAUGGGAUGUGUUAGUUAAAAUUAAAUUAUUGGGUUGUCAAACAUCUCCAAACUUCGACAUUUCAUUAAACUUAAGUGGCCUUGAAAUAGAAUGAUAAAUUGCUGCUAUCUUUAAUAAUCUUGGAAGAUAUGCAGGCUUGUAAACAACCACACUUUUCUUGUAGCAGCAAGAGGCCAAAAGAAAAAGCUUUCAACUUCAACCAUAUUGGGUUCCUCACAGUAGGUUUUCCUUAAAACAGGGUGGCUCUAUCUGAUCUUAGCAUCUCUCUACUCUUUCUCUAAGGCUAAUCUCUAGGCUCUUAAAAAUCUACUCAUACCAAUCUUUAAAACUCUGAAAAAUAUUUGUUCCCAAGUAUUUUUUAAGAAUGAUAAAUAUUUGAUAGUUUGGAUUCUUC